CUCUAGUUGUCAAUUUUGCAGGUUUGUUGUUGUCCUAUCUCACUUUAUCAUCAUACUGUUGCAAUUGAUUACAAUACAACGCUAUUUACUUCUAAGGGCACCUCUAUCUUUUCUUUCCUCUGAGGAAUAAACAGCUGAAAAUGUAUGGAAUGGAGAUAAAUAAGAAGAAAACUAAAGUUAUGGGAAUCAUCCAGGAAGGGGAAGGGCUACGGAUACAGAUACAGGGAGAAGCAAUUGAACAAGUACAACAAUUUACAUAUCUGGGGGUAAAAAUCGACAACAAUGGAAAACAAGAACCUGACAUAGAAGAUAGAAUCGACAAAGCGGGUAAACUAUAUCAUGCAUUGAAUUGGAAAUUCUUGAAGAAGAAGGAAAUUAGCACGAAAACGAAGAUGACAGUAUAUAAGAUAAUAUUCAGACCUGUGCUAACAUACGGAUACGAAUCAUGGAGUACAACAGGAAAAAUUAAAAGUAACAUACAGACAAUGGAGAUGAAAUUUUUGAGGGGAAUAAAGGGAAUAACAAGAAUGGACCGCGUGAGGAAUGAAAAUGUCCGAAAUGAACUGGAGGUGAAUUCAAUAGAAUCAUAUGUAGGAGAGAGACAUAUGGGAUGGUGGGGUCACUUACAGCGUAUGGAAGAUGAUAGACAAGUUAAAAAGGUAUGGGAAGCCAGAAUAGAGGAGAAGCCAAAGAGAGGAAGACCACAACAGACUUGGGAUGGGGCAAAUAAGAGAGAAAUACAGAGGAGAGGAAAGAAGCUAAAAGAAGCGAAAGAAUUAGCGACUAACAGGGCAGAAUGGAAGAAAUUCAUUAGAUCAUAGUUAAGUUUUAUUUAUUGGAAUAUAAAAAAUUGCUGAAAAUUGGAGCCAUUAUUUACGCAUUAUUACAUUAUUGAAACGCAAAAACAUACUUAUAUCAGAUCGACUAUGAGUCAAAAAAGUCUGGUAAACUUAGCAUUUUUACAUUUCUAACAAGAUUCUGAAAUAUAUUACGUUACGAUGCAAUGCUAAAUAGAUUUGCUUCCCAGAAAAAGAGUAUAUCAAAAUUUAUUUUUUUGAUUUUAAGCUCGAUUCAAAAGGUCCUGUAGGUUGCUAAUCAUUUCUAUUUAUUUCACAAUAGAUUGGUGGUGUAGGAUCAGAGAAACAGGAAAAUGAUACUCUGUUAGACUAUCCAGGAUUAUUCAAAAGGAGAACGUUAGGGUGUCUUUCAAAAGUGCAAAUACCUUAGGCAAGCAUUUUUCAGUAUUAUCAAAAACCCGACACCAACUCUUCUGAACUCUAACGUAGUGUAUAAAAUCAGUAGUCGGAAUUGUUUUCGCGUUAACAUAGGACAGACGGGCCGAUAUCUGAAAUCUAGAAUCCAAGAACUAUAUUAGGUCUGUCCGUUUGCCGAUCUCCAACCCUGAAACAACCUUGGCCGAACAUUGCCUGAACGAGAAUCACAGCUUUAGUUUUGAAGACGUCAAAAUUGUGUCAAAAUAGGGCUAAUUGUUGAAAUGUUACAAAUAAGUAUCCAUGACUCAGUAAAUUCUAGAGCUGACAUCCAACAACUUAGCCGAUUUUAUUAUUCCUUAUUGAAAACAAAUAAUCAACUACGAAAUGAAUAAAAAUAAAAUAAAGAUAUCUAGCCCCUAUCAACUUCAUUACUCAGUUUUCAGUGCAUCACAUACAUACGUCUAAGUUUUUUACCCUAAUUUGUUUCGAGUCCGCUGUUCCUUUGAUUUCACCUCCGUCUGUCGACGUACUGUCUAUGCAUCGGUCGCAUUGUUUGUCCCCGCUUUUUAAUUUAUUAUGAUUUCUUUUUACGUGAAAUAUUGGAGGAUUGAUUUGAAUUUUAAUGAUAUGAUCUUGGGAAGAUACAUUUGUCUAGCUUGUAAGUACUUUGUUCAUACCUAUAUAUAUAUGUAUAUUACUUUUUUUAUUUUAAACUGAAAAUCUUUUAAAUUGUAUAAUGUUUCAUUGUAUGUCUUAAUUAUGCCAGACCAUCUUUUCGGUGAUAUUUUCUAGUCAAUAACUUUCAGUAAUGCUCAUCUUUCCUUUAUUUUUGUAAACACUUUUCAUCAAUGUUACAAGUGAUGUUUUCCGUAAAUUUUGUAGAGCCCUGAGAAUGGAAAUAAAU
Harmonia axyridis is the source of this 2118-nucleotide messenger RNA. RefSeq lists its product as uncharacterized. The record is from RefSeq and is a predicted model, not a curated record. The transcript is spliced from 2 exons. The coding region runs from base 141 to 821 and encodes 226 amino acids. NCBI's taxonomy places the organism in Eukaryota, Metazoa, Arthropoda, Insecta, Coleoptera, Coccinellidae.